CUCCUCCCCUCCGCCCUACCAAUCCCUUGCGCCGCCGCCGCUCCCUAGCACACAGCUCCGAGUGCGCCACCCCCGGCGAGAGCCCAACCCACCCAACCAUGGCGGACCGCGGAGGCGAGCGCGGCGGGUUCGGCCGUGGCGGCGAGCGUGGCGGGUUCGGCCGUGGCUUCGGUCGUGGCGGGCGCGGCGACCGCGGCGGGCGCCGUGGCGGCCGGCGCGGCGGCCGCCAGCAGGAGGAGGAGAAGUGGGUUCCCGUCACCAAGCUCGGGCGCCUCGUGAAGGAGGGCAAGUUCCAGAAGAUGGAGGAGAUCUACCUCCACUCGCUCCCCGUCAAGGAGCACCAGAUCGUGGAGACCCUCCUGCCGGGGCUCAAGGACGAGGUGAUGAAGAUCACCCCCGUCCAGAAGCAGACCCGUGCUGGGCAGCGCACGCGGUUCAAGGCCUUCGUCGUCGUCGGCGACAACAACGGCCACGUGGGGCUCGGGGUCAAGUGCGCCAAGGAGGUGGCUACGGCCAUCCGCGGCGCCAUCAUCCUCGCCAAGCUUUCGGUUGUGCCUGUCAGGAGGGGUUACUGGGGGAACAAGAUCGGGCAGCCGCACACUGUGCCCUGCAAGGUCACCGGCAAGUGCGGGUCCGUCACCGUGCGCAUGGUGCCGGCGCCCAGGGGGUCCGGGAUCGUCGCCGCGCGCGUGCCUAAGAAGGUGCUCCAGUUCGCCGGCAUCGAGGACGUGUUCACCUCCUCCCGCGGCUCCACCAAGACGCUCGGCAACUUUGUCAAGGCAACCUUUGAUUGCCUAAUGAAGACGUAUGGCUUCCUCACGCCUGAGUUCUGGACUGAGACGAGGUUUGUCAAGACCCCGUUCCAGGAGUACACAGACCUGUUGGCCAAGCCUACGAAGGGGCUUAUGAUCGAGGCAACUACUGAGACUGUAGAAGCUUAGACUUGCUGUGGUUAAGUAUUCAUAACGAAGUUUGCCUUUGGGAGGAAAUACUUUUUAUCUACUUUUGUGCGAUCUAUUUCGUAAUGUGUUGCACGUCUAAAUUUUGAAUUAUGGAACCUGAAGGUAUGCAUGCACUUUGAAGGAUAUUUAGCUGUUCUGUUAUCAUGUUCUUGCCA
Phragmites australis (common reed) is the source of this 1117-nucleotide messenger RNA. RefSeq names its product small ribosomal subunit protein uS5x-like. Gene Ontology annotation, cellular component: cytosolic small ribosomal subunit; ribosome. The record is from RefSeq and is a predicted model, not a curated record. Gene Ontology annotation, molecular function: structural constituent of ribosome; RNA binding. The coding region runs from base 99 to 941 and encodes 280 amino acids. The transcript has 2 exons. Lineage: Eukaryota; Viridiplantae; Streptophyta; Magnoliopsida; Poales; Poaceae. Gene Ontology annotation, biological process: translation.